GUGGCUUGCGGGAGAGUGCCGCUUUGGUUCCCGCUGCAACUUUGCGCACGGGGAGCAUGAGCUCCGCAAGUUGCCGCCAAAGAGCAGUCCCAGCCGCUUCAGCCAAGACCGAGAACCCAGCGACAAGGACAGGGGAAGGGGGCGGCCGGGCGGUUUCUUCGGGAGCGUGUCGUUCGACUCCGGCUACAGGCCAAUGAACGCGCGUCCAAGCAUGUACGACUACCGGAGUGGUGGCGGAGGCGCCUCGUAUGGCGGCACCUACGCUAAUGGCGCUGGUCCUUACAGCAGAGUGUAUGGAGCCACCCCAAACAGCGGAUAUGGGCCUGUGGGCAGGGGGAGCGGGCCCAUUCAUGUGGCAGCUGCCCACAGCCCAAAUCCUCCACCCCGGGAUUUCUACGCUGUCCAUGGCUACCCCGUCCCUGGUCCAAACGCCUGGACCAUGUACAGGUGCUCAGCAGUGCCUACAUUCCUCAGAAGUGCUGCCGGCGUCUGUGGCUGCAAAGCUUGUUGCCUGAAAGUCACAACCAGGUUCAUUACACAUCAACUUGCUCAGUGCCAGCCGUUGGAAGUCGACUUGACUUGUUGCUAUUUACUUUGUGCGCAGAGACCCUGA
This is a messenger RNA of Ostreobium quekettii, 613 nucleotides long. Lineage: Eukaryota; Viridiplantae; Chlorophyta; Ulvophyceae; Bryopsidales; Ostreobiaceae. The record is from the annotation of a GenBank genome assembly.